Aspergillus homomorphus CBS 101889 is the source of this 1660-nucleotide messenger RNA. RefSeq names its product cytochrome P450. Gene Ontology annotation, molecular function: heme binding; iron ion binding; oxidoreductase activity, acting on paired donors, with incorporation or reduction of molecular oxygen. Bases 11 to 1237 code for a protein of 408 amino acids. The record is from RefSeq and is a predicted model, not a curated record. The transcript is spliced from 5 exons. NCBI's taxonomy places the organism in Eukaryota, Fungi, Ascomycota, Eurotiomycetes, Eurotiales, Aspergillaceae.
UCACAAUGCAAUGACAAGCGCGGGAAUUCUGCAAUGCUUGCAAUCCUUCCACUCCUUGCCGUCACGGCUUAUUGUUAGCAUUUGUGCCAUCAUCAGCAGAUGUAUCUAUCGCAUCUACCUCCACCCUCUAGCAUCCAUCCCAAGGCCAAAGCUCGCAGCUUGCACAUCUCUAUGGCUAGCGUGUCACACCUACAUUGGAGACGAAUGUACCGUGAUCUCCGAGCUGCACCGCAAACACGGGCCCUUGCUAAGAGUCGCACCCAACGACGUGGACAUCGCCGACAAAGACGCUGUCGAACCCAUCUACAUCUCACGCGGAGGCUUCCUCAAGACCGCAGCGUACUCCAAGUUCGACAUCGAUAAGCACACGACAAUCUUCUCCACAGCCUCCAUCCGAGACUCGCAGAAAACUGAAGACCGAAGCCCAGACAGGCGACCCGUCAACGUGCUCAACCUCACGCGCGCCAUGGCCAUCGACGCCGUGAGCGCGUAUCUCUUCCACCAGCGCUACGGCGCGCUCACCGAGCAGACGACCUCGAUCUCGGCGUCGCCCUUCGUAGACUCAUACGUCGGCGUGGGUGCCUUCUUAAACCUCAAGCCGGGGCUGGUGGGCGACCUCUGCAUGGCGGUCGUCGACCGAGUGAUGGCGAUGACGCAUGCGCACGUAGAGGUGUCCCAUAGCCUGAUAGAUCAGUACACAAACAGCUGGAUGUCUGCUACGGGGAUGACCACCGCGACUAUCCUGUGGUAUCUUGCGAAGCAACCCGAGACGUACGCCCGUCUUCGCAAAGCAGUCCAGAAGAGUAUCGUCAACGGCGAAGACCCGAUGAAUUGGUCUUCGUCAUGGGCCAACCCCGUUCGCUUGCCUCAAACCGUUCCCACUGGCGGGUGGGAGUUCAAGGGCCACUAUCUCCCAGCCGGCACCGGCAUAGGUGUCGCAGCGUUCCAGCUACACCAGGAUAGCAGUGUCUUCCCGGAGCCAAGGCGGUUCCUUCCUGAGCGAUGGGAGAACGCAGAUGAGGCAAUGCUGACCAGCUUCUUCGCAUUUGGCAAAGGAACGAGGGCGUGUAUCGCGCAGGCGUUGGCGAUGGUUGAAGUCACCAUGGCUAUCUCCAAAGUGGCCGAGGCAGAUCUACUGCCGGGCGCCACGGUUGUCCAGGACCGGACUGAGAUCAAGGAGUGGUUCAAUUCCAAGGUGAAGGGGGAGGAGAUUUCGAUUCAGUUUGCGCGAAAUUGAGACCCUCGCUGGUAAAUUCAUCGAGGAUAUGAACCCGGAAUUCUAGAAUUCAUCCUUGAAAAGUCGAUAUCCUUGCCAUCCUGGCAAUUGGCCAUCUUCAAAAAAUAGCCCCGUGCCGCGUCCGCCUGUGCAGGGCAUUGUAUCGUUCUGGGCCACCUGCUGGUUGUCUUUUUGUCUGGUCCGGUUGGCUCCGGUAAAGAUCCGCAAGAGUUAGAGAAGCACGAUGAUGUAAUUCUCUUGACAUGGGACUAAGCGAUGAGCAGGACACGGAAUACAAGUUGCUGUGCUGUGGAUGAGCAACGUGAAAGAUGAGAGCGGCAUCAUGGCCCUGUCAUAGACCGAAUUGGGGGUAGAAAGUCUCGUAGGGCGAUGAAUCUGGAAUCAUGCAUGGCUAGUGCUGGAAUGUGUCGGCGGGUUUCCAAU